Messenger RNA from Symbiodinium natans, 705 nucleotides. NCBI's taxonomy places the organism in Eukaryota, Dinophyceae, Suessiales, Symbiodiniaceae. The record is from the annotation of a GenBank genome assembly.
AUGCCUCGAUGGUGCACUGGCUUUGACAUGGAUUGCGGCAGCGAUGCGCGGCCCUGCAUGUUUGCGCUUGAUGGCCUAGGGCAGACUGCACAAAUCAAGAGUACAAGUGACAAAUGCAUUUUCUGCAGCCCAGAGGGCAUGCGCAAAGCUGUUGCAACACCUCAAGGCUUUGGCAGUGUCGUUCGCGCACUGAAGAAGUGGCGGGGUAUGAGCUCGCCAGUUUAUGACCUGGCUUUCGAGCACAGCUCGCUGACCACCUUGCCAGCAACCCAGCUGGAAGCUUUGCGUGGCAACAGCGCAUUUGCUGUCCGCAAGUCCAACCGGGAGCAACCUGAGAACCCGAAGUUGUGGUUUUGGGCGAACUUUCGCAUGAAUGGAGGCUUCUACGGCGACAACUACGCCAACGCCGUGCUCCGUGAAUAUUCCCGACUGCAGAACGAAGAUCCGUUCAUCGAGGAUGCAUUCCUGCGAGGCUUUCACAAGUCUUGCCCCACAUGUGGCAAAUCCUUCAGAGGUCACGGUCAUGGGUAUUGCCCGACAGCUACUUGCCGGGAGUUAUUGGAAGCCAAUCGAAACCGCCGUAAAAGCUUGAAGAAAUGGCUCAUGAAGCGGGUUGAGGGCGACAUCUCAAUGGGCCCACCAUUCAAUGACGAACUUUGUGCAUGGGCGAGUCGUGAAGGCUACUUUGAACGUCAUGACAUGUAG